UAUAAACCGCAGCGACAGACUGCGGGCUCUCAUCGGGCAGCCCGAUAAUUGCCGGAGGAAUGUGGAAGGGAUAGCCGGGGGGGGCGGCAACUGCGUCUAUCUGAUUAUUGAGAGGGUCGUUGAACGGGAACAUUGAGUAGAUUACAGUACAGCGGAGAAGAUACGGAUAUGAGCAGGAUGGGUUCGGAGAGAUAAGUUUCAGAAGGACAGACGUGUGUGAGCCGAGGGCCGGGUGAAAAUGGGCAUGUUAAGUGUGGACUUGCUGGUAACCUUGCAGAUCUUACCGGGCUUCUUUUCGAACUGCCUCUUCUUGGCGCUGUAUGACUCGGUGGUGCUGCUGAAGCGUGCAGUGUCUCUCCUCAGCUGCUCCGGCUCCGCCGCCGGUGGACAGUGGCAUCGCAUGCUGACUCCUGCCGGCUUGCGGUCUGUGUGGAACAGUUUCCUUCUCGAUGCCUAUAAGCAGGUGAAGCUGGGAGGUGAGGCCCCAAACUCCAAGGUAGUGAAGGUCCCCGGCUCGUCAGACCAGAGGCGGAGCAUUGGCAACAGGAUGGACGACGAAUGCCACCUGCUUGACUUUGAGUCGUCUGACCGCCCUCUGAUCGUCAACUUCGGCUCUGCCUCCUGACCCCCCUUUGUGACCCACCUGCCGGCCUUUCGGCGGUUGGUGGAGGAGUUCUCGGAUGUGGCAGACUUCCUUGUCGUAUACAUCGAUGAGGCCCACCCCUCAGAUGGCUGGGCGGUGUCCCCCAUGGAGUCAAAUGCCUUUCAGGUGAGGAAACACCGCAGUCUGGAGGAGCGUAUGCUGGCUGCCCGCGCACUGCUGGAGCAGUUUGCACUGCCGCCACAGUGCCACCUAGUGACAGACUGUAUGGACAAUAAUGCAAACGUGGCCUAUGGAGUAUCCUUUGAAAGGGUCUGCAUCGUGCAGCAGAAGAAAAUUGCCUAUCUGGGUGGAAAGGGACCAUUUUUCUAUCACCUGAAAGAUGUGAGACGUUGGCUGGAGCAGAGCUAUGGCAAGCGGUAGACUCUGAAACCGACACACAUGGAAAAAGUAACGCACCUUCUUGCCAGUUGAACGUCCUGCCGGCGAAGCUUCCAGUUGGAACACCUAGGCAGUGGCCGACAUUCCUAAUAACUUUCAUAUGAAUGAAUUGGCCUUGAACUGCCGAUGCCAGUGUCCAGUGGGUGCCUGCCGGCAUGUGGUCUGCACCUUGGUUGUCAACCUUUCGACAUAUUAGUAAAUGAUCAUCCCCUACAAAACAAAACCAAAUUACUUAAAAGAGGAAGAAAGCACAGGUAACCAGGAGCGGAUUAUGUAUCUGGGGUCCUGAGGUUGAGAUCAGCAUGGACACUCAGGUGUUGCCGAUUUGACUAACCGUUCCAUUUUUCCCAAAAUGGGCCCCUGAUGUUUGCUGGGGCCUUAGGCUACAGCCUAGGAUAGCCAAUGCAUUAAUCUGCCCCUGCAGGUAACCACCUUUUAUAAUAAUGGUAUUAAUUUAUUUCUGGAUACGGAGAUUUUUAAUGUGUCAUUUUUACGCCUUGAUGCCUGUUUUUGUACAAAUAAGAACUGUUAUUUAAGAUGACGAUCCUCUGUAUUGUCCUGUAAAGUUGUAGAUGUUUAAGGUGCUCAUCUUUGUGCAUUGUUGCACUUGCACAUUAAUGGACAUCGAUACACUGUUUAAGAAGCCCCUUUCGGACAACUUGAAGGAGACCUAGGUUAUGUUCAGAACUGUAGGGCAGUCUGUGUUUUAAAAACAGCACAAAAUCAAAGUGGAUUACAGAGCACAUGAUGGAAAGUCAGCCCCUUUCUUCCUGGGAAGCUGCUGGCUCUCGUCGUUCUGGAACAUUGUGUGACAUGAAUCUGAAUGUAAGAGGAUUUCUACGUAACCGUACACUGUUCUUUUGUGCCGAAAAACAUUAAUGCCAAAUGCUUACAAAAUGAACUGUUGUUAGUACACAAUUGGGGAAUAUAUGGAGUUGGGUACAAAUGCUAAUAUAGAGAGUUAGCAGCUUUAGAGACACCUUACAGGACUGGCCCUAUGCCAUCGGAUGUUUCCGGGAAGCAUCUUGGUCAAGCUGCAAGCUGGUCAUGCUGGCCUGUAUCCAAAACUGGGUUAGAAUCCUGCUGUGAGGAAGACUUGUCUGGAGAUGGCGAUUCAGGUUUGGAUGGGGCCGGGGUGAGAAUGAAAACCACUGAUGAAAGGGCACCAAGCUCUGUCAGCGGUCGGAUGCGAUACCACACCACCCCUGUCCAGACUUGAACCCAUAUGCGAUUUUGCAUUUCAAAAGCGCAUUUAAAAGUCCUUCUCUGAGAUCCAGAAAUGCCUGUUUCCUACCAUCUUUGUAUUGUAUUGGGCAAAUAGUUGCAUUUUUUUUAAAUUGAGAAAAAGAAAUUAAAAACAAAACUUUAAUGCUGA
Brienomyrus brachyistius is the source of this 2417-nucleotide messenger RNA. RefSeq names its product iodothyronine deiodinase 2 (gene dio2). The transcript has 2 exons. Gene Ontology annotation, molecular function: thyroxine 5'-deiodinase activity. The record is from RefSeq and is a predicted model, not a curated record. Lineage: Eukaryota; Metazoa; Chordata; Actinopteri; Osteoglossiformes; Mormyridae.